Molecule: messenger RNA, 3782 nt
Organism: Pleuronectes platessa (European plaice)
Lineage: Eukaryota; Metazoa; Chordata; Actinopteri; Pleuronectiformes; Pleuronectidae
Gene: ints8
Product: integrator complex subunit 8
Exons: 28
Coding region: 147-3134 (995 amino acids)
Biological process (GO): snRNA 3'-end processing
Cellular component (GO): integrator complex
Molecular function (GO): protein binding
Source: RefSeq, a predicted model, not a curated record
GCGGCGCGGCGAUGUCGACGCGCCGGAUGAACUAUGUGAGAACACACGGUCCCUGUCUCCGCGGCCGCUCUUGGUUUUAACUCUUCCUCCUCUCGGUCCGUCUCUUGUUUCCUCCUCUUGCUCGUUCCGGGCCCGUCGAGGGGAGGAUGAGUGCUGAGGCAGCAGACCGGGUGGCGGCUGUGGCCACUGGUCGGCCCGGCACGCCUCUUCAGACUUCAUGGUUUGAGUUCCUCCUGGACGUGAACCUGCUGGAGCACCACCUGCAGAAGUCGAACCCAGACCCGAUACCAGUGCAGCUGAUCGUCCAGUUCCUGGAGCAGGCGUCCAAGCCGUCGGUGAACGAGCAGAACCUGGUUCAGCCUCCAGCAGACAACCGCAGGAACCGCACCCUGAAGCUGCUGGCCCUGAAGGUGGCUGCGCACAUGAAGUGGGAUCUGGAAGUUCUCGAGAAAGGUUUGACCAUUCCAGUGUUGAACAUGUUGCUGAACGAGCUCCUGUGCGUGAGCAAAGUGCCUCCAGGGGUGAAGCAUGUGGACCUGGACCUCUCCACUCUGCCUCCCACCACCGCCAUGGCUGUCAUCAUCUACAACCGCUGGGCCAUCAGAACCAUCGUGUCGAGCAGCUUCCCAGAGAAACAGACCAAACCAGGACCUCAUCAGAUGAACAUGUUAAGCAUCGUGCAGCAGGAGAAAGAAAUGACAGAAAACAUCCUGACGGUGCUGAAAGAACAGGCUACCGACUCAAUCAGGGUCCUGGAAGGAGCUCUGCAGCUGAAGAAGGAUUUCUACGUCCACACCAUGAGGACUCUGGACCUGUUGGCUGCUGAUGCUGCUGCCAACGGAGAGACGGAGUCCUCGACCGCGGGGCUUUGCAUCAGCGCUGAUGAGCUGCACUGUCAGGUGCACUAUGAUUUGGGAGGUAUUUUCUUCCAGCAAGGCUGCACAGACCAGCCGGCGUUUGAGAAAGCCAGGGAUCACUUCAGACAGACAAAGGAACUGUUGAAGAAGCUGGACUCGACUGUUCACGUGCACCUGGAUGAGAAGCGUCUGGCCGGUUACUGGAACGCCUGCAGCGCGUUGACUGGAGACUGUGACCCCGCUGACUCCCACACCACAGCCUACGACCACAUCAACAGCCUGAUCCGGGCGCACAACCACCAGGCCGUCAUCGAAUCCUUCAUCAAAGACAACGUGAGUCGCAGUUUACCAAACAACUUCAGACGCUCUGUCCUCAGGGAGCUGAUGUACAACGUCCAACAGGGGGAAACAGGACUGGAGGAGGUUUGCCACAAGCUGUGUGUCUGUAACGCCGUCCGAGACGCUCUGGAAGGAGAAGUGCUCAGCGUCCGUUUCCAGCAGCUUCUCCUCAGACCCACUAAACGAAUAGUGGACUUCAUGUUAGAGGUUUGCACACGUUCGCUGGAAAAGGAACGUCCAUCGGAGACGUCCAGAAGAAACAUGGCCAUCUUCAUGAAGACUCUGUGUGAAAGCCUGGAGGAUCUGUCUCUGGUGUUUGUGGUGUCGUCUCAUAAGCUCUUCAUGGAGCUGCUGCGGGAGGAGGAGAGGAAGGUCCUGGUGGAGCAGAUGAAGAAGAGGUCGGCCACGAUCAACCUCAGUGCCAAACCUCUGCCUUCCUUCUACGACAUCCCAGCUUCAGCCAGUGUGAGCAUCGGGCAGCUGGAGCAGCAGCUCAUCCUCUCGCUGGAGCCGCGCAGGAUCAGACAGAUUCUCAUCGAACUCCACGGAAUGGCUGAACGACCCUUCUGGAGGGUCAACAGUAAGUGGGAGGUUCCUCCAGACUACAUCAAUGUGAUCCUCAGUAUCAAAGACAACCUGACCAAGGACCUCGUGUACAUCCUCAUGGCCAAAGGACUCCACUGCAUUUCAAUAAGGGACUUUGCCCACGCACGGCAGUUCUUCUCCGCCUGCCUGGAGCUGGUGACCGAGUUCUCCCCGAAGCUGAGGCAGGUGAUGCUGAACGAGAUGCUGCUGCUGGAGGUCCGAGCGCACGAGACGAUGGCGGCCGAGGGCAGCAAGGAGCGGCCCUCCUCGGACCUGGUCAGCCGGGUCAGAGGUUACCUGGAGAUGAGGAUUCACGACCUGCCUCUGCGUCAGGUGGUGGGGGAGGAGUGCGUCGCCUUCAUGUUGAACUGGAGGGAGAACGACUACCUGACUCUGCAGGUGCCAUCGUCUCUGGUCAUGAACAACCCAUACAUCAAGCUCGGUCAGCUCCUGGCGUCGACAUGCAAAGAGCUGCCGGGUCCCAAAGAGAGUCGGCGCACUGCCAAGGAGCUGUGGGACGUGGUGGUUCAGAUCUGCAGCAUGUCCGUCCAGCACAAGAGGAACAACGACGGCCGAGUGGGCCUCAUCAAACAGAGGGAGUCGUCCAUGGGCAUCUUACCCAGGAGCAAAUUCACCACUUUCAUCAAGAAACUUCGAGAGCCACUGGUGUUGACGACCCUCAUUUCCCUGUUUGUGAAGCUCCACAGUAUCGUGCGGGAUGAUAUUGUGAAUGAAGUGACGGCCGAACACCUCUCCAUCUGGCCGUCUUCUAUUCUAAACGUCCAGGCCGUGGACGUGGAAGCUGUGGCUGUGACGGUCAAAGAGCUGGUGUCCUACGCUCUCACCCUGAACCCCAACAACCAAUCAUGGCUCAUCACGCAGGCCGACAUCUACUUUGUGACCAACCAAUACUCUGCUGCUCUGAACCUCUACCUCCAGGCCGGAGCCGUGGCCUCGGACUUCUUCACCAAAGCCGUUCCCCCUGAUGUUUACACCGAACAGGUUCUGAAGAGGAUGAUCAAGUGCUGCUCGAUGAUGAACUGCCACACACAGGUUGCCGUCCUCUGCCAGUUCCUGAGAGAAGUCGACUACAUGACGGCGUUCAAAGCUCUUCAAGAACAGAACAGUCACGACGCCAUGGAUUCUUUCUACGACUACAUCUGGGACGUCACCAUCCUGGAAUAUCUCACACACAUUCACCACAAACGGGGCGAGUCCGAGAAGAGACAGAUCGCGAUAAAGGCGAUCGGACAGACGGAGCUGAACACCAGUAACCCAGAGGAGGUGCUGCAGCUGGCGGCUCAGAAGAGGAAGAAGAGAUUCCUGCAGGCGAUGGCCAAACUGUAUUUCUAGCAGACGUGAACAAACCACUGUCAGACAUUCGGGAUCGGGGGGGGGUGUAUUUUUUUUAUUUUGUGGUAGAAAAUAAACUUAUAAAUAAAUACAGCUCAUUUGUAAUCUUUUGAAAAAAUAACAGUUCAUGACGAUUAAAUGCCCUGAGUCAGCUUUUCCUUUGAGACUUUCAAAGACUCGACUGUUUAACAGAAUUUAAUGUUUAAAAACUCAACCUGAAGUUUUGGCGAUGAACAUAUUUAAUAUGCUACAAAAAUUUGACAAUUGCACACUCAGUUUAAAAUGUCACUUAGAAAUGACAACUUACAGCAAAAACUAUUUUCUGAAUCAAAGCAUCAAACAUCGGUGCUAAAAAGACAAACAGCUUCGAUACGAUUCUGUUUAAAGCUUUGUCCGGGAGGAAACACCAGAAUUAAAAAUCCCAUCAGGUCUCUGAUUCCUGUAGACAGUCUUUUUUCCUGCACUGGUUGUGAUGGGAGGCGUCUCCAGAGAACAGGACUCAGUGUUCGUUUCCCCUUUGUUCAAUUCAGUGUCUCCUCCUGCAGCAGCUCACUGUUUCUCUGUGCUGCUCGGAGGAGUGAGGAACUCCCCGAUCACUUCUUUAUUACUGGCGUCAUCCUGUAAUAAAAAGGUUGAAGGAGCAAACAA